UCACGGAUGGAUCAGGCAGUGGAACCACUUAGUCGAUUGCGGGUGCAGACUGCUGCUGCUUUCUUGCAAGCUUCCGGCUCACAGCCUCUCACCGACCUGUCUCCUCCAUCACUGUUUAAAAUUCACCACCCUGACAGUGAGGACCUUGCCUUCCUGUAUGGAACUAUAUUAACAGAUGGAAAAGAUGCUUACACCGAGGACCCAACCACCAACCUCUGUGUGUUUGCAGAUGAACAGGUUGACAGGAGCCCUACUGGCUCGGGAGUGACAGCCCGGGUUGCUCUGCAGUAUCAUAAAGGACUUCUGGGACUGAACCAAACCAGAGCCUUCAGAAGCAGUGCGACCGGCUCCGUGUUCACAGGGAGUGCCGUGCGGGUGAGUGACGCCUUCAGUUCUGGGUUGCAAAUGUGCUGCUUAGGAGGCUGAACGGGCUGAGCUGCCUGCUGGGUAAGUUUUCUCUCUCAGCUCUCAGAGGGGAAUU
This is a messenger RNA of Oryctolagus cuniculus (rabbit), 481 nucleotides long. NCBI's taxonomy places the organism in Eukaryota, Metazoa, Chordata, Mammalia, Lagomorpha, Leporidae. The record is from RefSeq and is a predicted model, not a curated record.